Molecule: messenger RNA, 2022 nt
Organism: Entamoeba invadens IP1
Lineage: Eukaryota; Evosea; Mastigamoebida; Endamoebidae
Exons: 1
Coding region: 1-2022 (673 amino acids)
Source: RefSeq, a predicted model, not a curated record
AUGUCGUUGGAAAAAGCAAUCAAUAUUGCAGAGGUCGCUAUCGAUUUUGACAAUAAAGAACAAGACUUUGACGCUAUUACGAAAUAUAAAGAAGCUAUUUACUACUUGAAAUUGGCGCACAAAGACCCAGUUAAUGCAGAGAGUUACUCAGUCAUAUUAGACAAAAUAGUCGAGUACUCGGAUAGAAUCACUUAUUUGGCCGAUUUACAUCCAGGAGAAGCUAACUUUAUAGAGCUGAUUAAGUCUAAUCCAAAUUAUGAUGGAACACAACAACCCCAACAACCUACUAAACAACAAGAACCAAUACCACCUCAACCACCUCUCCCUGAAAAAACAUAUCAACAACCAAAACCAGAAGUACCAAAGAAAGAAGAACCAAUUCCACAACAACCCGUUCAACCAGAAUUCACUCCUAUUCACGACGAGGCACUGUUUAACCCACCAAUACAACAAGUCUCUACCAUCGAACCAGUCCAACAAAAAGUCGAACAACCUGUUGAACAGAAAAUAGCAGAACCACAACAACAAAAGGUCGAACCAAAAAUUAUCCAACCGUCAUUCCCAAAUCCACAAGAAGAAGUCCAUCAACAAGAAGCACCAAAAGAAGAACACAAAAUGCCGGCUGGCGCUGUUAAGGUGAUGCCAACAGUGGAAGUCACACCAAAAGCUGAACAACCAAUUGCGCCAGUAGCAACUCAACCUGCUAACACUGCUACACAACAACAAAUGUUACAAAUGCAACAAAUGGCACAGAUGCAGCAAAUGAUGAGUUCAAUGGGAGGAAUGCAGAUGUCAUAUGUGAUGACUCCACAAGGUCCAAUGAUGAUGCCAAUGAUGCAACAAAUGAAUGGAGGCGCACAACCACAAUUUCCAAUGCAAAGCGUGAACCCCAUGCAACAGUCACAACCAAUUUUCCCACAGUUUGGCGCUAAUGGCAAUCAAACUACUUUGGCAGCAAACGCGUCUGCAGCGGCCCCAAUAUCUCAAAACCAACAAACAAAUAUUCCACAGAAACCUAAAGUGCCAAAACAAAGUACAACGGCAUCAAGAACGGCGUAUAUUAGAACAAAGUUGUCGCUACAACACCCAUCCACUGUGAAUGGAUUGAAGGCUUGGAAACUUGCAAAACCUCUAGCGGAAAAGGGAAAGGAGUUUGACAAUAAUAUGAAGUACGCAGAUGCACUUGCUUACUAUGAAACUGCUUUGGACUACUUUGCACAAGCACUGAGGGCACCCGACUUGACCGACACGAUGAAGAAACAAUUGAGAGAAGACACCAAAAUGUAUUUGGAAAGAGCUGAGACGGUAAAACCAGUGGUCACUCAAUUUUUGAAAGAGAACCCAAGUUACUUUGGGGAUUAUGAAAAUGAAGACGACGCUCGCCUGGAGACAUGCAUUGUCUGUAAUAAACAUAUUGAUGGAGAGUUUGUGAAUGCACUUGGGUAUAACUAUCACCCACAAUGCUUUGUGGCUAACGUCAACUGCAAAUUGUGUGGUAAACCGUUUUCAUUCCCUAAAAUGGAGUUUAAAAUAUACAAUGACCAGGCUUACCACCCUCUUUGCUUUGAAGGUGUGACUGGCCUUGAGAAGGAAGUGACGUACUCCCCUAUGUUUGGGAAAGGAAAUAUUUUCUAUAAAGUGAAAUUGCCAAAGAAGAUAUUCAACGUGAAUGAAAGUUUCAUGUAUGACGUCACUAUAGACAAUUCGACAAGUUCUAUGAUCAACUACAUUGAAGCAUUUUUGGUGUGCGAGGAGACUCGAUUCAGUCGUUCGUUCUCCGGGGAGAUGAAGGGCGAAACGACUAAAACGGAAAUGGCGAAGAAAAAGAUCAUGUUCGAAGGCGGGAUGAUGAAAAAUGGGGUAGUCACUAAGAGUGAAAUGUUUGCGCUUGGGAUGGUGAGACCAUCGCACCACAACGACAUAAUGUUUUACCGAGGAUACAAAUUUGUCAUUUCAUUGAAGGUCUCUGGCGUGGCGCUGGGGCCAGAUGACAUCUUCUUCCCAAUUUACAUCAAUGAAUAA